AUGAACUCCGAGAACUCGUCCAAGUUCAAUUUCCCUCAAAACACAUUCCCUGGAGAAAUUCCUCCAAGCAAUCGCAUCUCUUUUAUUGACAACCAAGACCUGCCCGAAAACAGUCUCACGCCAUCAAACAACAACAACAACGACAAUAACAAUAACAACUCUCAGCUAACUAACAAUAAUAACACCCUUAGCGACACUACUGUUCAUCGACGCCUUUCUGACCUUGUUCAAGAUUACGAUUGGUCUAAAGACUGGAAAAUUUUUGCUCCCACCGCCGGCUUAAAGUCCACUGCCCCAAACACAUCUACUCUACCUGUUUCGUUAAUACCGCGACCGAUAUCUAACCCCAGCCAAAACGACAAUUCUAUUGAUAAUAGCAUGUAUACAAAUAACAUAUACUCAGCCAAGAGCAAUGGCAUUUCACAGCAACCACAGCAACAGCCGCAGCAACAACCAUCCCCAGAUAUUAAAAGCGUAACUGUUCCAACAAUGAUUAGCUCUGACCUUACACAUCACAAUGCAGCCUCUGGCCAUAAACGCUCGGCUUCAAAACGUCUUACUACUGGAAAGUCUCGACGCGGUGCAGGAACUGGUCCGAAAAACCGGCCUGCAUUUGUGCUCAAGCUAUGGAAUAUGGUUAAUGACAAGGGAAACGAAGCAUAUAUUCAAUGGACUCCAGAUGGCGAGAGUUUCCAGGUCUUGAGUCGCGAACAAUUUGAAAAGAUUGUUCUCCCCAAGUAUUUCAAACAUAGCAAUUUUUCGUCUUUUGUACGACAACUCAACAUGUAUGGCUGGCAUAAGGUUCAAGAUGUUACCUCUGGCGCAAUGCAAUCUUCUGACGAAACGUGGCAGUUCAAGUCACCUAACUUUGUUCGGGGUCGUGAAGACCUCUUGGACAAUAUCGUGCGCAACAAAGGUUCAAAGGGAAGUGAUGAUGAGGAAGAGGGCGAGUUCAACAAACUCCUGGAUGAACUUGAGUUUAUCAAAUCCAACCAGGUGGCUAUUGCAGAUGAUUUAAGCCGGAUUCGCAAGGAUAAUGAAUUACUCUGGCGCGAGUGCUACGAAUCGCGUGAACGACACAAGGCACACACUGAGACUUUUGAAAAGAUUUUGCGUUUCUUAGCCUCACUCUACACAACAAACCAGGGCAAGUUUGUCAAUGACGCUUCAAAUGUUCCUGGUGGACACAAGCAGCCGUUGUUGCUCUUGCCCAAGCUUUCUGAGCUUUCACCAAAUGAUACAACAAAUACUGAAACUAACAAUGCGACACUAUCAGCCAUCGAAGAAUUAAUUUCUUCUGGUAAUAACGAUAAGGACAUCAACCCGGGAUCCAAUUUCACACCAAGCCAUCAUCGCAUUUCUAGUAUUGGAUCUAUUGACGAAUCUAGACCAAUUAUUACAGAGGCCGACACGCCAAAUAGCAUAUCAAGCAUUUCUUCCCCACAAAAUGCGGCUUCUAUAGAACCGUCUACUUAUGGCAUUAAAAAACUUAGCACGAGUAGUGUUAGCAACAAUAAUAAAAAUAAUAAAAAUAACAAUAGUAAUAACAAUAAUAGUCUGGGGAGCCCUAGCAUUGAAUCCGUCAUAUCAGCUACAGGGGCUGGCUCACCAAUAUCACCCAACUCCAUCCAAGCUGACAAUGUCCUAUCAGAAUUUUUACCGGCUCAUUCCCAAAUUGCUUCAAAUAAUCAAGUGGCUUUGCCAACAGCACAGUACCCUAUGCAGGCUCCAACAAACCUACUUUCAUCAUCGAAUAACAACAACCUAAGUAAUUUGGGAAUUCCACAGCCUUCUUCGACAAGUUCAUUAAUGACACUACCCCCGUCUUUAAGGACUACUCCAACUCUUUCCGCCCCUAGUCCUUAUAACUUAUCCAAUACCAGUGGAGUUUCGCCGGCUCCAUCGUUGGCAUCCGCACAGACCCCUAAUGGAAUUAGCAGUGGCCCAACUUCAGUUGGUGGCUUAUCGCCAAUGGAGUCUCGUUUACUAGGAACUACGACAGACUUGGACUCUAUUUCGCGGAAUUUGGACCUUCAAGGCCAAUCUUUACAACUUGUGCAAGAUUGGGUACAGAAGAUUGAUCCUUCGUACGAAAUGGACUACGUCAAUUCUUUGCCUAACUCUACCACUGGAACUACUGGCAAUGUGCUAGGCUCAACCCCAGUUUCUACAUCUACACCUGGCGGUGGCAUGAUUCCUCAGAUGCCAAUGUCUGUUGGCACAAAUACAAACGGCAGUAAUGGAAGCACCGGAAGUAACCUUGUGAGUUCCAGCAAUGGUAGCGAUGCGUUUAACGUGGAUGACUUUUUGAGCACAGGGGCAGAUCUUCUUGAUGACUCGACGCAAAGUGGUACAGUUAACGUGGAAAACACAGAGGAUAUGGGUGGCCCAGCAAACUUGCUGGACGAACUGGAGCUUGAAGGUCCACCACUGAAGCGACAGAGACUCAACAAAGACGGGAGCCCUGGAUAUUAA
Magnusiomyces paraingens is the source of this 2475-nucleotide messenger RNA. RefSeq lists its product as uncharacterized. The transcript has a single exon. Gene Ontology annotation, molecular function: sequence-specific DNA binding; DNA-binding transcription factor activity. Lineage: Eukaryota; Fungi; Ascomycota; Dipodascomycetes; Dipodascales; Dipodascaceae. Gene Ontology annotation, biological process: regulation of DNA-templated transcription. The record is from RefSeq and is a predicted model, not a curated record. The coding region runs from base 1 to 2475 and encodes 824 amino acids.